This is a messenger RNA of Caenorhabditis bovis, 1272 nucleotides long. The record is from the annotation of a GenBank genome assembly. Lineage: Eukaryota; Metazoa; Nematoda; Chromadorea; Rhabditida; Rhabditidae.
AUGAUUUGCAGGCGGAAUCCGAUCCGAGUGCUGCUGACCCGAUUCGAAGUCGUCUUCCGCGCAACAAUGUCCUUCAAAGCGGUCGUUCUGGUGGGAGGCCCGCAAAAAGGUACCCGUUUCCGUCCUCUUUCGCUUCAAGUCCCGAAACCCUUAUUCCCAAUCGCUGGUGUGCCUUUAAUCGAACAUCAUAUCGAUCAACUGUGUCAGUUAUCCGGUCUUUCCGAAAUUUUCCUUCUCGGCUUCUACUCGCCGGAAUUGUUCACCGAAUUCAUCGAUCGCUGCCAACAGACGUACCGUGUCAGCAUCAAAUACCUCAAAGAGCCGACUCCGUUGGGAACCGCUGGCGGACUCGUCUCAUUCAAGUCAACAAUCUUAUCAGGCGAACCUGACGCGGUGUUCGUCAUCAACGCCGAUGUGUGCGGCGAUUUGCCAAUUGAGGAUAUGGGCGCCAAACUCAGCAGCCUGCCGGAAUCGAGCCUUCUGAUGCUUACCACUGAAGCCACUCGACAGCAAUCGAUGAAUUUCGGAUCGGUCGUUAUUGGCUCUGAUGACAAGGUGAUUCAUUACGUCGACAAACCGACGACAUUCGUCUCAACUCAUAUUUCUUGCGGUGUUUAUUUGAUGAAAAAGGAAAUUAUUCAGAGGCUUGAUCUACCUGUUGGCGGCAACGGUCUUUGGCUUGAAACUGACAUAUUUCCGGAGCUCGCCGCUGGUGGCAAUUUGUUCGCGCUGCACACGACCCGAUGGUGGAGCCAGACGAAAACCGCCGCCGCGGUUUUGUACGCGAAUCGGCACUAUCUUCGAUUGUACAAGAAGCGCUAUGCGGCUCGUCUGUGCAAAAACGGCGCGCAAAUCGUUGGCGAUGUUUUCAUCGAUCCGAGCGCCAAAGUCGAUCCGACCGCCAAAAUUGGGCCUAAUGUUAGUAUUGGUCCGAACGCGACGAUUGGCAAAGGGGUUCGAAUCAAGGAAUCGAUUAUUCUUCCGGAAUCGGUCAUCGAGGAAAAUGCGUGCGUCCUUCAAUCGGUUAUCGGUUGGCGUUCGGUUGUCGGAAAAUGGUCGAGAAUCGAGGGAAUCCAUGUCGAGCCGAAUCCGAAUUUGCCGUUUGCCAAGAUGGACAAUAAGCCGUUGUUCUUGCCGGACGGCCGUCUGACGCCAUCGCUGACCAUAUUGGGAUCCGAUGUUUCGGUGGCGCCUGAGAAGGUCAUUCUGAAUUGUGUGGUGUUGCCGUAUAAGGAGUUGACAAGCAGCUACAAAAACCAAAUCAUUUUGUGA